Melospiza georgiana is the source of this 837-nucleotide messenger RNA. RefSeq names its product T cell leukemia homeobox 2 (gene TLX2). Gene Ontology annotation, molecular function: DNA-binding transcription factor activity, RNA polymerase II-specific; RNA polymerase II cis-regulatory region sequence-specific DNA binding. NCBI's taxonomy places the organism in Eukaryota, Metazoa, Chordata, Aves, Passeriformes, Passerellidae. Gene Ontology annotation, cellular component: nucleus. The transcript is spliced from 3 exons. The record is from RefSeq and is a predicted model, not a curated record. Bases 1 to 837 code for a protein of 278 amino acids. Gene Ontology annotation, biological process: regulation of transcription by RNA polymerase II; animal organ development.
AUGGAGCGGGAGGGCGGCGGCCCGGGGCCCCCCGCGCCCCACGAGCCCAUCAGCUUCGGCAUCGAUCAGAUCCUGGGCGGCCCCGAGCCCACGGGGCCGCACCGGGCGGCGGCAGAGCCCGACUACGGGCUCUACGGCAGCGGCUACGGCCCCACCGGUCCGCUCGGCUCCUACAACCUCAACAUGAGCAUGAACGUGAGCGUGAACGUGACCCCCGCGCCCGCCGCGCCGCCCGCCGGAGUCAUCCGCGUCCCGGCGCACCGGCCCGCGCCCGCCGCGCCGCCCGCCGCGCCCGCCGCGCCGCCGCCGGGGCCCGCGCUGCCGGGGCUCACCUUCCCGUGGAUGGAGACCACGCGGCGCAUCGCCAAGGACCGGCUCUCAGCCGCGCUGUCGCCCUUCGCGGUGACGCGGCGCAUCGGGCACCCGUACCAGAACCGGACGCCGCCCAAGCGCAAGAAGCCGCGCACGUCCUUCUCCCGGGUGCAGAUCUGCGAGCUGGAGAAGCGCUUCCACCGCCAGAAGUACCUGGCCUCGGCCGAGCGCGCCACCCUGGCCAAGGCCCUCAAGAUGACGGACGCCCAGGUCAAGACCUGGUUCCAGAACCGCCGCACCAAGUGGAGGCGGCAGACGGCGGAGGAGCGCGAGGCCGAGCGGCAGCAGGCCAACCGGCUGAUGCUGCACCUGCAGCAGGAGGCCUUCCAGAAGAGCCUGGCCCAGCCGCUGCCCCAGGACCCGCUGUGCAUGCACAACUCCUCCCUCUACGCCCUGCAGAACCUCCAGCCCUGGGCCGAGGACAACAAGGUGACGUCGGUCUCCGGGGUGGCCUCUGUGGUGUGA